This is a messenger RNA of Pangasianodon hypophthalmus (striped catfish), 1481 nucleotides long. RefSeq lists its product as uncharacterized. The record is from RefSeq and is a predicted model, not a curated record. Lineage: Eukaryota; Metazoa; Chordata; Actinopteri; Siluriformes; Pangasiidae. The transcript has 4 exons. Bases 21 to 1448 code for a protein of 475 amino acids.
CACUGCCUAAAACUCAGUAAAUGACACCACCCAAAGAAGAAACAUCUCAAGAAAAGUUUAAAAGAGAAAAAAAAAGAGAGGGCUGGGACCCGGGUGAACCCAGACACGCAUCCGAUCCAGAGGAACCUGCAGGACUGAAGGACAGCGUUACAGGCCGUCAUGUAGCGCAGAAUUCCCUGCAGGAAUCGGAUCCAGAAACAUCUGCGUCUCUGCCUCCGGUCCCCGAUACCAGUCCUCCAUCCGGGCCAGCAGAAGCAUGCCACAUGGCUUCCUUAAAACGACAUAGUUCCUCUUCCUUACCUCCGGAGGAUGGUCCAACAUCAGUGAAACAGAGAAAUGUCAGCACAGACCAUACACACAGCGGGAUAAAGAAUAUACCAUCACCUGACCAGCUGGAAGACGCUGUGAAAUGGAAAUUCCUUCCUGAUAUAUGUAGCAGUCAAAAAAAUAUAGAACCCAUUAUGAUCAAUGAGAGUUCAAUUUUACAAUUUAUUCUGAAUAUUAUAAUUAAAAAAAAAAUUGCAUUAAGUAACACUGAAAAUAUGCAGCUCUCCAAUGAAAAAGUAGUUUAUGUCCCUGAGUUUUUAACAAUGUUUAAAAAAUCUAAAGUCAAAGACUUAGUGACAGAAAAAAAUAGACAAUAUGCAUUCGCGUUUAUGAAAAGGAUAGAUAAUUCCUGUUUUAAAGAAAUCGGUCCAUUUUACCCAGUCAAAUACCACAGUGAGGAUUUUAUUUGUAAAGAAAUUAAAAACAUGAUACAAACAAAGGAAAUUGAUAAUUUUUCUGAAAUUUGGAUUUACACAGUGAAUAGUCCAUGUAUAGGGAGAAAAAAUCAUAUUCCUUGUAUGUAUAAUUUAAUCUCUUUAUCAUUCACCUUAGGUCAGAACUAUGGGAUUAAAAUGUACAUCGGCUUCACUAAAUUUUAUGUAUUUUGCACAAACAUGAGUAACAUUUUUAAUAACAGUAAAGAAUUGGAUGUUAAUAGUAAGAAAAUCAUUGAAGCAUCUGAUUUGAAUCAAUUAAAGUUUUCUGUUCAAUUUAAUAUUUCAGAAUUUAAACAUGAAUUUAAAAAGUUUAUGAUGAAUAUUCCCAAAAAUAAACGUAAGGUAGUUUAUGGCAAUAGAAUGUUUCCUCAAUCUCUAGACUUAGCACUGAUUUAUGAAGAGUGGAAGCAGGAAGGAAUACAAACAGCAGAACAACUCGCGUCAGAAAUGAGUGUGAAAAUCGGGGAAAGCGCUAGUGAAAUGAUGCCGAUUUUUGAUAAGCUUAAGCCUGUGAUUAUUAAUUGGUGGGAUAAAAAUGUAAACAGAUCCAUGUUAUUAAAUGAAAGAUUCAGUGAUUUUAUUGAAAAAAAUGUGGUUCUACACUACUUGGACGACAUCCAGCACCUUGAACAUCAUCCUGAACUUUUCCAGAUUGACUGCUACUGUUUGGCUAAUGAGGAAUAAUUUGGAUUAUAAUAAAUUUGGCUGAUUGGGAAA